Helobdella robusta is the source of this 501-nucleotide messenger RNA. RefSeq lists its product as hypothetical. The transcript is spliced from 2 exons. Lineage: Eukaryota; Metazoa; Annelida; Clitellata; Rhynchobdellida; Glossiphoniidae. The record is from RefSeq and is a predicted model, not a curated record. Bases 1 to 501 code for a protein of 166 amino acids.
AUGUCAAAACUGUGUGGUUUGAACGUAGUUCAGCUACGAGAAGAACUACAGAAACGAAGCCUUGUCACAAAACCAGACGAAUUUAAGUUUGAUGGUGCUGACGAAGACAAUGAAAUUAGCACAGGCACGUUUACAACCGCUAAAAUGAUGGAACUUCUGCUUACUAUGUCAACUGAAAUGAAACAGAUCAAAGAACAGUCCGAACGACAGUCCGAACGACAGACAGAAGAGUUAAAACAACAGAUCAAGGAACAGUCCGAACGACAGGCAGAGGAGUUAAAACAGAUCAAGGACCAGCUAAAACACGUAAAAUUGGAAGUGGCAGAACAGAUUGAAGAACAGUCAACAAGAAUAGAAAUGAUCGAGCAGAAACUUGAUCGUCAGACCGUUGAGGUAGAUCACAAGAUAGACAAAUUGAAGCGAGAAUUGGAGCAAUCCAAAAAAAAUGGCCAUGCCGUUAGAUCACGCAUCCGGAAGAACUUUGAAGGUACUAGCAUUUGA